Messenger RNA from Coffea arabica (coffee), 2831 nucleotides. The record is from RefSeq and is a predicted model, not a curated record. NCBI's taxonomy places the organism in Eukaryota, Viridiplantae, Streptophyta, Magnoliopsida, Gentianales, Rubiaceae.
AAAUCUCCUCCUGCAAAGUGAGUGCAGUGCAAGAAACGGGGGGAAAAAAAUCCUCUUGAACCAAAAAAAAAAAAAAAAAAAAACGCAGGAGGUGAUCAUGGAUAUUGGAGAAGAAAAUAUUUUGGGUUUUGGAUAGAUCCUUCGAUAAUUUCCCUUCAAUUUUACUUACAAUUUGUUCUGCAAUUUGCCACGCUCUGCUUUGAACUUUCCUUUUGCCUCUUCCCGAUAAGAAGUUCAAAUUUUUUCCUAGCCUAUUAGACAUUGUUGAAGUCAAGAUGUACCACGUUUAACUUCGGUUGGUUUUUCUUGUUUAGACCAUAAUUGGUACUCGGGAAUCCUGAGAAGGCAAAAACUUUCUGCCUUCUUAGUGGAAAAAGCUUUUGCUUUUGGCGAUGGUGUAUCUUGCAGGUUGAGAAUGUGUUGAAGGGCGGUGCAAUUGAGUUUCAGGUCAUAGCACCACAAUAUUACAAAUCCUUGUGCUUUGUUUACUACUAUCGAUGUAAGGGUUCUGCCUCAUUUCCUUGUACUCAGUCCCUUCAGGCUAAAUUUUGGUUCUUGAUUUGUGACAGAAUAUUCUUGGGUUCUUGGUUCUGACGUGAUAAAUUGUUGUUUGUGGAUUGAUAGGUUUCUGGAAUUUUAACGUGUUGUAUGGUUUUGUCAAGUGGUUGACUAAUUAGGCAGUUGAAGAACCAAACUUCGUGAUUGUUGUGGUGGGCUCUUAAAAAAUUGAGAACUUUACCGCUUGAUAUACAGGGGAGGAUUAUCUAUUGGAGCAGCUGCAAUGUCGAUUGCCAGUGUGGCUCUUGCUCCUGUUUAUGAAGAUUAUUGGAACUUUCCUGGUCGUGUCUUGGGUAGAAAUGGGGCGUUUUCAAAUGAAUCCAUCGUAAUUUUCCUUGCAAUUGGAGGGUCUGUGAUUCCUAUGCAGGUAAUGGGGUCUGAUUCUAUUGCUUCUGUAAAGCUCAGGAUACAGAACCGUAAGGGAUUUUUUGUGAAGAAUCAAAAACUUGUCUUUGAUGGGAAAGAAUUAUCGCGGAAUAAUUCCCGUGUUCAGGACUAUGGGGUCACUGAUGGGAAUGUGUUGCAUUUGGUCCUUAGGCUAUCAGAUCUCCAGGCGAUUACUGUUAGAACUGUUUGUGGGAAAGAGUUUGAGUUCCAUGUUGGAAGAAAGAGAAAUGUGGGCUAUGUGAAACAGCAGAUUGCUAGAAGCGGGAAUGAAUUUCUCGAUCUCAAGGAUCGGGAGUUAGUAUGUGAUGGUGAGGAACUAGAAGAUCAGAGGCUCAUUGAUGAUAUUUGUAAGAGCAAUGAAGCAGUAAUACACUUGCUUGUCCGUAAGUCAGCAAAAGUUAGAGCUAAGCCUGUUGAAAAAGAUUUUGAAGUCUCGAUUGUUGCAUCAGAAGUUGAUAAGAGUAGGAGGGUUGACUCAGUAGAUGAGAGAAGUUCUGAGGAGGAAUCAUUAGUUGAGAAACUUCCAGUUGCUGCCAUAAAGCCUUUGGAGAAAGAAUUCUUUUUGGAACCACUAGUAGUCAAUCCAAAUAUUACGCUAUCAUCUGUGAUUAAGCAACUUGUUGAUGCCACUUACCAUGGACUGGAGAAGGGUAAUCCACCGAUUAUGUCGUCUGAGGGGUCAGGGGGUGUUUAUUUCAUGCAAGAUUCAUCUGGUCAGCAGUAUAUUUCUGUAUUUAAGCCAGUUGAUGAGGAACCCAUGGCUGUAAACAACCCUAGAGGGGUUCCCUUGUCCGUCAAUGGUGAAGGGUUGAAAAAAGGGACACGAGUUGGUGAAGGGGCUGUAAGGGAAGUUGCAGCAUACAUCUUGGAUCAUCCGAAGGGUGGACAAUGCUCGUAUCUUAAGAAUGAGAAAGGCUUUGCUGGCGUUCCCCCAACUGUGAUUGUCAAGUGUCAACAUGAAGCAUUCAAUUAUUCUGAGGGCUUUCACCCAUCCUAUAAGAAUACCAAGGUUGGAUCACUCCAAUUGUUCAUGGAGAACUGCGGCAGUUGUGAGGACAUGGGGCCCCGUAAUUUUCCUGUGGAUGAAGUACACAAGAUUUGUGUUCUGGAUAUUAGGUUAGCAAAUGCAGACAGGCAUGCUGGCAACAUCUUGGUUUGCAAAGAUUCGGGAGAAGGUCGGAUUAACCUCGUUCCAAUUGAUCAUGGCUACUGCUUGCCUGAAAAUUUCAAAGACUGCACCUUUGAUUGGCUCAAUUGGCCUCAAGCACGCCAACCGUUUUCGCCAGAGAUAAUUGGCUACAUAAACUCGCUUGACGCUGAGAAAGACAUUGAGCUUUUGAGGCUGCAUGGAUGGGAACUUCCAUUUGAUUGCGCGCGCAUCCUUCGCAUCUCCACCAUGCUGCUGAAAAAAGGCGCAGAGAGAGGGCUUAAUGCAUUUCUAAUUGGAAGCAUCAUGUGCAGGGAAACACUGAAGAAGAAAUCGGCUCUUGAGCAAAUUGUCCGAGAAGCACAAGGAGCUGUGCUUCCUGGAAUGAGCGAAGCAGCAUUCCUCGAGUCGGUGUCAUUGAUCAUGGAUCGUUACCUUGAUGGCAUGUCUGCAAGUAAAUAUGUAGGUAGGUAGAAUGUACGUAGAUAGAACAUUGUGACUGGUCGAAUGGAGGACGGACGGCCAAGGAUGCUGCUUAAUCUCUCUGUUCAUCCAUGGUAGUCCUACAUCGCGACCCUAUAACUUUGUUGCGCUUAACUCCGCUCUGUUUAUCCCAUAUCCCCACCCCUGAUGUCCUGGAACUUGUUGCCAUAUCCUGCGCUCCUCUUUUGAGCAUUAUGACUGUUGAAACUGAGAAUUGAAAGCAUCACUUUCCUUGUAAAAGUCUCGUCAAAUUUUU